AGGGAGUGGGUUAUUUCUGAGCUCAGGGCCGAGGAUUAAGCGGUCGAGAACAGUCCCAAUACGAUGACAGCACGCACCACACCGUCCGGGACACGUAUUCUACCGAUUCUGACAAGCUAUUCUGUCUGCUCUCUCUCUUUAGUCACUUAAUUGUGUCCUCCCGGUUCACACCCCUGGUCUGUCUCUUUCAUUAGAACACGAGGUGAUUACCGUUAUUACAAAUUCUGAUUGGUCCUGAUGAUCACAAGGGCCCUCCUCCACCUCUUCUCGGCCAAUCCCGAUGGGUCUCCAGAGCUGAUGUCACAGAAGGUGAGAGGGUUUUCCUGUUCGGGAAUCCAGAAGAGACAAGCCAUACCACGUUAAAUGGAGGAGAAGGAGAGGAGUAGGAGCCGGUCUCCAUCUCGUAGCCGUAGGGCCAGCCGGGUGCAGCAGGUGGUGGGGACGUUGAUCAGACGCACUCGAGAAUCACUCAGCAGAGAGCGGAUCCUUGGGGAUGGGAGGUCUAACCGGUCAGGUAGUGUGUCCAGUCAGAACUUCCCAGUGAGGCUAACGGUUCAGAUCGUCAGAGACCCGGUGUUGGACUCCAGCGGUCAUGGGUUCACCCUCUCCAAACAGCACCCCCUGCUGGUCAGGGACGUGGCUACAGGUGGCCCAGCGGAUGGCAUACUGUACCCUGGAGACCAGGUAUUACAGAUGAAUGACCUGGUGGUAGAUGAUCUCAGCUAUGAACAGCUGCAAGACAUCACCAGGGACUUGGAGGACUCUGUCACAAUGACAAUCUUAAGGCACAUGACAGGUCCUAAGUCGUCCAUCAUGUCGGCGGAGAAGAGGGCUCGUCUGAGGAGUAACCCGAUCAAAGUGCGCUUCGCAGAGGAAGUGGUCGUCAACGGUCACACUCAGGGAAACUCUCUUCUGUUUCUGCCCAACGUUCUGAAGGUCUACCUGGAGAACGGACAGACCAAGGCCUUCAAGUUCGACGCUACCACCACCAUCAAGGACAUCGUUCUGACUCUGAAGGACAAGUUGUCUAUCCGCUGUAUUGAGUACUUUUCUCUGGUGCUGGAACAGCAGUACAGUAUCACCAAGCUUCUGCUGCUGCACGAGGAUGAGCUUAUACACAAGGUGGUGCAGAAGAAGGAGAACAGCAGCCAUGACUACAGGUGUCUGUUCAGGGUGUGCUUCAUUCCCAGAGACCCCCUGGAGCUGCUACAGGAAGACCCCACCGCCUUCGAGUACCUCUUCCUCCAGAGUGUCGGGGACGUUCUACAGGAGAGGUUUGCGGUGGAAAUGAAGUGUAACACUGCACUGCGUCUGGCUGCCCUGCACAUGCACGAGAGACUGGACAGCAUAGGCUCCACCCGGACCUCUAUCAAGAGCAUCACGAAAGAGUUUGGUCUGGACAGCUUCAUCUCUCCCACUCUGCUCAGUAACAUGAGAGAGAAGGACCUGAGGAAAGCCAUCAGCUACCACCUCAAGAAGAUCCACUCACUGCUGGAGCCACGACAGAAGGUGAUCUCAGCCACUCAGGCCCGGCUGGCCUACCUCACCCAGCUUGGAGAGCUCAUCUCCUACGGGGGCCGCUCCUACACAGCCACCAUGAUGUUGCAGGACCGGGAGGCGCUGGUCAGUCUGUUGGUGGGAGCGCGCUACGGCCUGAGUCAGGUGGUCAACCACAAGCUCAACAUGGUGUCCACCCUGGUAGACUUCAGCAGCAUCAGUAGAGUGGAGCUGCUCUCUGAGUCGGACAGAGUCAGCCUGCUACGCAUCUCACUGCACGACAUUAAGCCUUUUGCCUUACUGAUGGACUCUCUGGCAGCCAAAGACUUGGCGUGUCUACUGGGGGGCUACUGCAAGCUCCUGGUGGACCCCAGAGUGUGUGUGUUCCGUCUGAGACGCCCCAAGGUGCGGGUGCACAGGAUACCUGCUGAGGAAGGUGUGUGUGAAGGGAGGUUCGCCGUUAUAGAGGGAGUUUGCUAUGAAUCGCUGACAAGCUAUGUGUCCCGCUGCUGUAGUGACUCCGAUGACUCGUCUGACGAGGACUACCCCGCCGAGCCUCCACCGACGCACACCCGCAAACGCCACACACCCGCCAGCAAAGACAGGGAGGGGUGGAGGAGAGAAGAGGAGGAGCAGAGAGGAGCGGAGGGAAAGAAAGAGAGAGCUGAGAUAGAAGACGAAGAGAAACAAGAGGUGAAGAUCAUUGUGACGUCAGAGAAGGACAUGGAAGUAGAGGAAGAGAACGGAAGGGAAGUGAGAGGAAGAGAGAUAAAUCUAGGAAGUAAAGCUAACAUAGGAACAGUGGAACAGGACAUGGUGCUGGACACUAACUGGUACCACACAGACCCGCGGGUCAACAGUAGCUUCUCCAGCCUGUCCAGUGGCUCUCUGAGGGCUGCCUUGGAGGAGAGCAGCGCUGCAGCUCCAGCCAGAGGAGGAGGCCCAGCCAAGGCCUCCUCUCGCGUGGUCGCCCUGCGCGAGGACAGCCCCUCUCUCCGGUCCCAACGGCCGACUCAGGGGAUCACCACCCUGGAUGUCCACCACCCGUUCCUCCUGGAGGUCACAGCUCCCUCUCCUCAGUGUCAGAGAGUGGGCGCCGCCGGCAGCACGGCCUCCGCGCCCGUACGCCCCACCAACCUGAGUUACCGUAGCAAUGACAGCUCGUGCCUGUACUUCACCGAGCUCUCCAAGGGCAGCUACCUCCCCAGCCCCCCCGAGGCCACCAGCGACGAGGAGGAGAUGGAGGAAGUUGAGGAUGACGAUGAUGAGGAGGAACUGAGACGGCUCUCUAAGAUACCUAGUCACAUAGACCUGCGCCUCAUCGACAAGAUCUGUGCCCAGUCUAACAAAACUGCUUCCAACAACAAGUUAGACAUCCCCAGAAUCAUCCCCAACCACACCUCCUCCUGUGAAAAGAGGGCGGCUUGUAGCUCCACCCACAAAGGGGAGGAGAGUCUAUCAAGUCACUCUGGAGAUUCCGGGCCUUUCCUAACGCCUUCCCCUAACGCUCCUCCUCCUGUUGCUAGGGAAAGUGCCUCAGAGUCAGACGAUGAGUUCUUCGAUGCCCAGGAGCGGUUCACUCCUCCAGUUCCUCCUGAUGGCACAGAAAACAGUUUGGAUGCGGCUGACAAUAAUAGACACAGUAAACGCUGGAGUGGCACAGGGAACGGACUGCCAGUGGUACCAGAGAGGGAGCCUCCCUCACCCCUCAAAAAGAAGCACUCCUCACCUGACCACAAAAAACAGCAGGAGACCCAACAAGAUCCAAAGCUCCACUCAAACCAGUCUUCCACUCAGAGUGUCGAUGCCAAGACCAAGCCUCCACCAUUGGCCCCCAAGCCCCAGCUACCCCCCAAACCUGAACUGGCCCCUAAACCCGAACUAGCCCCCAAACCCCAGAUAGACCCCCAGAGGUCUCCCAAGCGUGGGGGUCCAUACGCCCACUGUAAUGGGGAUGCUCGUGGGGGCCACGCAGGGCUCCUGGAGAUAGACACCAUGGAGCCAGAAACAAUGGAGUUUAAAUCAGUCACCUCGGGGGCGGGGGGGCCUCCGCUCGCCUCCCCCCUCAUCACGGCUGUACGGAAGAACCAGCAACCCCCUGCUGGACCUCAGGCUGUGGAGAACGGGCUCAGGCAAGAGAAUGGGCCUAAAAUAGAGAACGGUUCUAAGCAAGAGAACAGUUCUAAGAUAGAGAACGGGACUCCUAACGUGCUUCCUAAGGAUCGUGUUCUGGUCACUGCUGACAAGCAGACAGCCAUGGUUGAAACUAAAACAAAUAGGAUUUCCAUGCUAAAGGGUGAGUUCCGAAACGGGGUUGGGGUGGACCCCCCGAAAAAGCUGCAAAGCUUGUCCCCCAUUCCACGUUCGGCUUCAGGAGAUGAAAUCAGGAUAAGCCUUACCACCCCUCCACCACUCUCUCCCAGAACUUCCCCUCCUUCUCUUCAUCCCCUAACAGUCCUCCCCAUCCCGGUCUCACCGAAAGAGAAAGAGGGGGUGUCCCCCCCGAACGGCCUCCACCCCUGGGGCAGUCGCAAUGGGAGCGCUCAGUCCGGGAGGAAGGUCUCUCUGAGUCAUGAGAACCUGUCGCCCAAAAACGCAGACGGCCCCCACAGUCUGACAACCUCCCUCACCAUUUCCUCCUCUAAAGGGACAGCGGGAGGUCCAGAGAGCACAGGGAGGUCAGGGUCAGGUUCAGACCUGAGGGUCAGUUCGUCCAGCCUGGGGGGCCGUCUGCCUACCUCAGCCCUGAGAGGGAGGAUCCAGGCCCUGCCCUGGUACAUGACCCGCUCCCAGGAGAUCCUGGGCACCCUGGACUACCCCUCCACCAGCUCUGUCAACGAGGAUGUCACAUCCGGGUACGGCUCCGGUCUUUCGGUCAGCGGAGCCUCCGAGGUCAGCAAGGUCACUGCCAAGGCAGUAGGUGAGACUGCAGCGGGUAAAGGGAAGAAGGAAGUGCUGGAGGAUGGAGCCGAGGUCGUCAUAGCGACCAUCAAAGAGUUCCAGGAAGUGACUCCCCGUGUGAAGGAGGCCAAUGGGACGAAUGGGUCGCACCCCAACCAGACCCUGAGAGAAAAUGGGGCGCACGUCUCUGAGCCCUAUGGGUUUCUGGGCUCCUGCAAGUCAGAGCAGCCCCAGUCCAGGCCCCACUCAGAGGUGGGUUUAGGGGGUGGUUCAGGCCCACCCCUAGAGGGGGACUCUCUGGUGCACACCCCUCCCCAGGCCCACCACGAGGCGUGUGGCUGCCGCACCGUCUACGCCAACUGCUUCAGCGGCGACGUGGAGGACGGCUGCGGCUUUGACGAGGAGCUCACAAUCUACGAGUUCUCCAAACGCACGCGCCCCAAACAAGCCCGCUCUACACCCCUGCCCUCCCCCACCUCCCCUGUCCCCUCCCCCAACAUCCUGUCCCUGCUGAGGGACACCCCUCGCCCUCUCUCCACCCUCUCCACUGCCUCCUCAGAGUUUAGCCCCCUCCUGUCCCACCCCAUCUCCCCAACGCCUCCUAUAGGCGCCCUGUGCUCCCUCACCAACAAACGCUACGUAGGGCUGAAGGGGGGCUUUGCCUCCCUGAGGCAGGACAUCGAUCAGCUAUGCCUGGUCCUGGAGAGAGGCACGGCUGGGCCACCACCAUCAUCAGAACCCUCCAAAACAGACCAGGAUGGGUGUAGAGAAGGGGGACCCAACCCAAACCAAGACGUGGGGCAAGAGGAGGGUCCGACCGCGUGCUGUGGAGGGGCAAGUCCUCUGCCCAUGACAGAGGCUGAGAGGAGUUUACUCCAGGCAGAGGCCCGGCGGUUGGCAACAGGGUGCCAGCGUGCCACACGUGUGGGCUGGGCUCCGGAGGAGGCGCUUCGUUCCUUAUCCAACAGCUUUAGUGCCCUUGUGCAGCUCUCCGCAGCCUGCCUGAGAACACACCCCUGUCCUGGCUGUGACAUCUGCCGCAAUGAGGGUCAGAUCCAGAGCGCUGAUGAUGAGGGCCAGGAGGAGGCUCUGGACAAGCUGAAGGAGAUCGUAGGGCUGUACCGGGAGUUUGUUGGGGCUGUGGAGACGGCUGAAACCAGGGCUGGGGCUGGCGGUGGGACUGGGUCUGGGGAUGGACAGGGGCAGGGAGAGGGUGAGGGGGUGAGGCUGCUGGCCAAACGCUGCACGGUGCUCAUCUCUUCCGUCUUUGCGCUCACGCAGCUGUUCAGGACGCACUCGCCGGACACCACAGACCUGGCAGGUCAAACACAUCUCCACUUUUGACCUCUGAACUUUUAAAACCCCUCCUCACCAACAGGACUGAGGUGAGAUGAGGGGAGGACUUAGUAAGAGAAGGGAGGAGGAUGAAGGGCUGUUGACACGAUUCUUUAGCAUUGUGGGAUCCUCUGUGUGCCCCUACAUACAGUACAUACACACUUGUACAGUAAGUGCCAUGUACACCACAGCACACACACACACACACACACACACACACACACACACACACACACACACA
Molecule: messenger RNA, 5974 nt
Organism: Coregonus clupeaformis (lake whitefish)
Lineage: Eukaryota; Metazoa; Chordata; Actinopteri; Salmoniformes; Salmonidae
Product: FERM and PDZ domain-containing protein 1
Exons: 17
Coding region: 364-5742 (1792 amino acids)
Cellular component (GO): cytoskeleton
Molecular function (GO): protein binding
Source: RefSeq, a predicted model, not a curated record